GCAAUUUUCUUAUAGAAAUAGCAAAAUGUAAUUUUUUUUCUUUUCAAUGGAAGGCUUAAAAGCCUGAAAUUGUCUGGACAUACAGCGUGAACAGUGUUCCGAUUAAACAAGUCACUUAGCUGAAUGACGAUUUACGAGUUAUGUAAAGAUUUUAAAAUAUGCCAAUAAAUUUAACGAAUCAUUAAUUAUAAAGUAAAUGGUAUAUGUAGUUGAGGUUCACACACUCUCUCUUUCUUUUCUUGAAUGUUCUUUUUUCUUACUUUAUGUCUACUUUAAUUUCUAGAAGACAUUGGCUUCGAGGCUCCAGAAACCAAAAUGUUGUCUUGCCUCUAAAGCUGAUAGAUCCUAGCAGCGACGAUACAGCCGUUUCAUCCCCAACGACAAUUGGUUCACCUUCCUCCGUUAAGCUCUUAUUCCCAUCUAUAUCCAUGUUUAACUUGCCCAUCCAAACUAUCCCAGAAACCACUCCUCUGCUGUCCCCACCUCCCCAAUUUGCGGUGGACAACAAACGUAAUAAAUUUCGUGUCUUUCUAAAACCACGUAAACGAGGCAUUCGAAAAGCCUAUCCUUCGGCUUUUGAAACUUUCUUGUUUGACGAUGCGCUACCGGGCUCUCCUACUCAAGGUAUUCAACCUGUCAGGCUCUUGAUUGAACGACUCGAGGCAUGGUACCUGCUGGCUAAGCGUCUUCUACAUCACUUUGAAGUCCUGGCCAGCGUUGAAACACGCGUGGCCAAAAAUUAUCGAAAACUUGACCGUGUCAUGAUAUUUCCGUCACCUGCUACUAAACGAUACAAUCAUCGCGUCAAGGGAGGGAAAAGAUCCUUAAACAAGAGAAAGAGGAGGCGUUUUUACAAGGAUGAAAGAUUGUUGCAGCUUCAUUUUGCUUUUCAGGGUGGCGUUCGGGGGGUGUGCGAUGCUUGGCAAGAUUACCAUUCAAAUACAACCAAAGACCAUGCUGAAUUUGCUACAUUUUUAAGAAAUGAAGCUAUACCAACAUUGGCCAAUAUUAAGCGAGAAUUGAAGUGGAUGAUUAAAUCCAUUCGUUCCGAUGACCGUUUGUCGCUGUCUACUUUGACAACGCUGAAAAGAGAGGCGGCAGAUCGACUAAAGCAGUUGGAUAGACAAUUAGUAUUUUUUGAUGAGCAUCCAUACCAUGGCCACAGCAAAACUGAUCCAUGGCUAAUGAAUGCAGCUGUUGUUAAACAAAUGGUCAAAGUUUACCGCCAAGAGAAUAAGAUCCAUGAGACAGUUCUUCGACUUCAACGAGAAACCUUGAUCUCGGAAGAACAACUUGUAGAAGAAUUCCGGCGAUUAUGCCAGCAUAUUUAUAGCAUGCGCGAAACCUCUACUUUGGGUACAGACCGAGGUCUUGAAUCCAUCAUGGAAACCUUUAAUAAUAUCAAGAUGGACAGCGAUUGGCUUCAUUUCUGUCAACAGCACAAUGAUCAUUUAGUGUCUGAGACUGCAGCGUUUCGACAUCCAGAUCAUCUCCAAUACCCAAACCAUUCACACGCCCUACUUCAACCUAUUUUUGCCGCGCGCAUGGAACGAAAAUCCCUCAUUCUUCAUCACUGGCAUGAAUACAUUUAUGUGCUGACCCCUGCCGGCUUCUUGCAUGAAUAUCGUAACGGCAAGGACUACCCAUCGAAACCAGACGCCACUAUUUUUGUACCUCAUUACAAAGUUUCGUCGUUAUCUACUAACCUCCACCAUAACUUGAUCUUUCAAUUACAACCUCAUUCGGCGUCAAGAAACCUGCUAAAGAACCAAGGAUGCCCUACUGUCUUACCCAAGGAAUGGAGAACGACCAAGCCAAGGUUAGGUUGUGUUGACCGUUUCACAUGGACCUUGAGAGCAAAAUCUGCAGCAGAUAUGGAGUCGUGGAUUCAGCAUUUGACCGAUAGUUCGGAAAGGUAUAGGCCAUCCGUAGUGAACCAUUUUAUUCCGCCUAUUCAACCCGAUAUUGUGAUUUCUCCUGCAGCGGAAGAGGAAGCUCCUCCACCCGAGGAACCUGUUGCUGAGCCGGAAAUUGAAGAUCCUACUCCGGAGCCUGAGCCUGCUGUUGAGCCUGCUGUUGAACCCGAGGUUGUUGAACCUGAGGCUGAACCUGAGGCUGAGCCUGCCGCUGAGCCAGUUGCUGAUCCUGAACCUGAAGCUGCAGCUGAUCCUGAACCUGAAGCUGUUGUUGAAGCUGCUGUUGUUGAAGCUGUUGUUGAACCAGCGGAUGAACCUGUUGCUGAAGCUGAAGCUACUCCUGAGCCUGUUGCUGAAGAACCUCCUGUGGAUACUCUUGUCAUUGAAUAAUUAAGCUUUCUCCU
Molecule: messenger RNA, 2320 nt
Organism: Mucor mucedo
Lineage: Eukaryota; Fungi; Mucoromycota; Mucoromycetes; Mucorales; Mucoraceae
Exons: 2
Coding region: 264-2306 (680 amino acids)
Source: RefSeq, a predicted model, not a curated record